Vombatus ursinus (common wombat) is the source of this 3975-nucleotide messenger RNA. It is a transcript of the gene MAP4K1, whose product is annotated as mitogen-activated protein kinase kinase kinase kinase 1. The coding region runs from base 1423 to 3885 and encodes 820 amino acids. Gene Ontology annotation, molecular function: ATP binding; MAP kinase kinase kinase kinase activity. The transcript has 31 exons. The record is from RefSeq and is a predicted model, not a curated record. NCBI's taxonomy places the organism in Eukaryota, Metazoa, Chordata, Mammalia, Diprotodontia, Vombatidae. Gene Ontology annotation, biological process: protein phosphorylation.
CUCCCCCUCCCCCUAGUGUCGCUCACUCUUCCACCCCUCUGAGUGGGCGGGACCAAAGCUGCUGCAUUGUUGCCCCUCCUCGCCGGCUCCGUCACGUGUCAGGAGGCAGCAGCGCCGGAGACCCCGGGACACUCCCGGAGGGUCUGGGUGCACGUGGACUUUGUGCACACGUGGGACUUUUACGACUCCGCAUCCAGCAGGAUCCCUUACCUGUCCCCCUCUUGGUGUCUCCUCGUACACCUGGCCCCCUCCUUCAAGAAGGCCCCUCCUCCCGUGGAUUGUCUCCUAGUGUAGACCAUUCUCUCCCCAGGGAGACGGAAGGCGGGGGAAGGGUGGCGGUCAAUAAAUGAGUGACUCGAUUCCCCUUCACCCGGGUCUCUGUGAACGUGCUAAAUAAACCCCGGAAUAAUCAGAACGGGGUGCAAAUGCGGCGACUCCCUCCUCUUUCUCCCCACUCUGGUUUCCCUUCCAGGCCCCCGGGGAGCACCUGGCACAUAGUAGGUGCCUAAUAAAUGCUUGAUUGAUCGUCUCUCUCCCACGAGACUCCACGUCUCUCCAUCUCUGCCCGGUGACUUGACAAGACACGGGUCAGUGGGUCAAUAGCAUUUUUAAACACCCAGUAAGUGCCAGGCCUUGUGCUAAGCAGUGGCACCUAACCAAGAGCGGUGGGCAGUGAGCCACCCGGGCUCACUCCCACUCUAGCCCCGCCUGCUAAAACCAGGUGGGAGAAAUUGAGCUGGGGGCUCUCCAAGGUCCUCUCCAGACUGGCUGUGCCUCGCCUUCAUCUCAGCUCUUCCACUCUCCAGCCCAGAUGCUUUAGAUCUCCAUAGAGAAGGCUCUCAAUUUAGGCUGGUUCACUUGACUUGACCAUGGUCUCUGUGUUUUCUUCUCCAUCAUUUUUGUGCCUUUCCCCACCCUGUAUUCCUCCAUCCCAACCUGUCUUUAGUCUCCCUGCUGGGGAUCCAUCACGUUCGCUGUCCUGCGUGGAGAAAGGGGGAAGUCCCCCACCGGAUCGAUAAACCAAUAAGGCUUUGUUUGCAUCUCAUUUACAUUAGAGAGUCCGGUCUAAAGGCAAAAAGGAACCCCCUCCUUUUACCCCAGAGUUGCACUGUGGUCCCCUGGGGCCACAAAGUCAGCUUGGGCCUGGCUCUCCCUCGGCUGGAGAGCUAGGCUGGGGGGGGGAAGAGUGAAGAGGGAGGGGCCCCCCUAGUGAGGCCUGGGCAGGAAGCGAGAGUGGGGGCCCUCGCGGCUGGCGGGCAGGGGAGAACAUACCGCCUGCCCUCCUCCCACGACUGCUGCUGCUGCUGCUGCUGCUGCUGCUGCUGCUACAGGCUCUGAGUCAAGCACCCUGGUUCACAGAGGGCUUCCAGGAGGAGGCAGCCCUCCCCCUCCCCACGGGCCUCCCCCCACCCUAUCCCCAGCAUGGACAGCGCAGACCCGGACAUCGCCACCAAGGACCCUCUGGACCACUAUGAGCUGCUGCAGAGGGUGGGGGGCGGCACCUACGGGGAGGUAUUCAAGGCUCGAGACAAGGUGACAGGGGAACUCGCAGCUCUGAAAAUGGUGAAGAUAGAACCAGAUGAUGACCUAACCAUCCUCCAUCGGGAAAUCCUCAUUGUGCGGACCUGUCGGCACUCCAACAUUGUGGCCUACCAUGGCAGCUACCUCUGGCUUCAGAAGCUAUGGAUCUGCAUGGAAUUCUGUGGCGCUGGCUCACUCCAAGACAUAUACCACAUGACUGGCCCUCUCUCUGAGCUUCAGAUUGGCUACAUCUGCAGAGAGGUACUCCAGGGUCUGGCCUACCUACACAACCAGGGCAAGAUUCACAGAGACAUCAAGGGAGCAAAUAUUCUCAUCAAUGACAAUGGAGAGGUUAAGCUUGCUGACUUUGGUAUCGCAGCCCAAAUAGGGGCCACCCUGGCUCGACGUCUCUCCUUCAUUGGGACGCCUUACUGGAUGGCCCCUGAAGUGGCCGCUGUGGAGUUCAAAGGAGGGUAUACAGAGCUUUGUGAUAUCUGGUCUGUGGGGAUCACAGCGAUCGAAAUGGCCGAGCUACAGCCUCCGAUGUUUGAUGUGCACCCUCUGAGAGUGCUUUUCCUCAUGACCAAAAGUGGAUACCAGCCCCCUAGACUGAAGGAGAAGGGACGAUGGUCAGCUGCUUUCCAUAACUUCAUCAAAGUCACCCUCACCAAGAACCCUAAGAAACGGCCCAGUGCUGCCAAGAUGCUCAAUCACCAGUUGGUGUCCCAGCCAGGAUUGUCUCGGAGCCUGACUCUGGAAUUGUUGGAGAAACUGAGAAACCCAGGGAAGACCCCUUUGGGGGGUGAAAGUGAGGAGGAAGAACCUGAGCAGCCUCCUGCCGUUCCUCGGAGGAUCCAUUCCACUCACCGAGCUGGCUCAUUAGGUAUCUCCAGCCUGGACUCUGGUUGCCAGCACAUGAAGUUCAGACCACUGUGUUCAAAGAAGCUUGGAUCUCAAACUGACAAUAUUUCUGGCCAGGCCCCUGACCUUAGGAGCUGGGACAGCAUCCCCAGGAGCACCAGGGAACAGUCUGAUGACUCAGACAACGAUUAUGAUGAUGUGGACAUCCCAGCUCCUACAGUGGACGUUCCUCCCCCGCUCCCCCCCAAGUCCAAAAUCCGGAACCCAUCAGAUGAAGGUUCUAGUGAUGAUGGGAGGCUGAGCCCCGGGGUCUUGGUUCGAUGCUCCAGUGGACCUCCUCCCCGCAUACCCCGCCCUGGGCCUCCUGUGGCCCCCCGAAGUCCCCACCUCUCUGCUCGAUCAGACCCCUCCCUCUGGAAUCCAUCCCCCUCAGGGUCCAACCAGCCUCCCAUUUUGCCUCCCAAGAAAGAGAAAAGGAAAAAGGACUGUGCCCUCCUGGUGAAAGUAUUCAAUGGCUGUCCCCUCCACACCAGCAGUACUGCUGCCUGGACACACCCCACGACCAAGGAUCAGCACUUGCUCUUGGGGGCUGAGGAGGGGAUCUUCGUCUUGAACCGAAAUGACCAGGAGGCCAUGUUGGAGAUGCUUUUCCCCAGCCGGACAACCUGGGUUUACUGUAUCAACAAUGUCCUAAUGUCCCUGUCAGGAAAGACCCCCCAGUUGUAUUCACAUAGCCUCUUGGGACUGCUGGAUCGCAAGGAGACAAGAACAGGGGGACCCAUUUCCCAUAUCACUCCCCACCGUCUGCUGCCCAGGAAGAAUGUGGUAUCCACCAAAAUCCAGGACACUCGGGGUUGCCGUGCCUGCUGUGUGGCUGAGAGCCCCAGUUCCGGGGGCCCGUAUCUGUGCGCCGCGAUGGAGGCUGCCGCCAUCUUGCUCCAGUGGUAUCCGCCCAUGGAGAAGUUCAUGCUCAUUAGGCAGGUACCCUUCCCGCUGCCGUCCCCGCUGCGAGUGUUUUCGUUGCUGGCGGCGCCUGGGCCCGAGCUCCCGGAGGUGUGCGUGGGCGUGAGCCCAGGGCCUGCUGGCUCCGUGUGCUUCCAUAAUGUCCGACUUGGCCCUCUCUCCAGCUGGUUUGGGACCACAGGAGGCAUACAGAGUGAAGGUCCGGUGCAGGUGACCCAGCUGGCAGAUGACUUGAUCCUGGUGCUGCUAAAUGGGAACCUGAAGCUGGUGACUAGGGAGGGGACCCCAGUACGGGGGCUGAGGGCCCCAGAGCUCCCCCUCAGUGAGUCAGUGGAGGCUGUAGCCCUGGUUGGUGGCCGGAUCCAGGUCUUCUGGAAACAUGGUGUGCAGGUGUGGGCUGUGGGCUCUGACCAGCUUCUUCAGGAGCUAAGAGACCCUUCUCUUACCUUUCGCCUGCUGGGGUCUCCAAGGCCUGUGGUGUUGGAGACGCGCCCUGCCAAUGACCCCAAUGCUCCUAGCAAUCUGUACAUCCAGGAGUGAAGCUUGGGUCCGGCUGAGCCCAAACUGAGAGCUUUGUCACGACCCCAGACACACACAGAUGUUUCCAAUAAAUAUGAUCCUGCACCCUCA